Molecule: messenger RNA, 1200 nt
Organism: Metarhizium brunneum ARSEF 3297
Lineage: Eukaryota; Fungi; Ascomycota; Sordariomycetes; Hypocreales; Clavicipitaceae
Biological process (GO): polyketide metabolic process
Source: RefSeq, a predicted model, not a curated record
AUGUAUCGCGACAUUUCCAAACCGCCACCUCCGCUACCGUCACCGGAUUUGACCGCGUUGGACGAGGGCAUUCACCUUCUUAAACCCUUGUCCCGGCGUGGUGAGGGACCUGGCCUUAUUCUCGUCACCCCAGACUACGUCGGCCAUUUAACAAUUACCAAUGGCGUCCCGUCGCCUAUUUUGAAAUGGGCAGAGGAGGGAUAUGUCGUCGCCGAGGUGCAGGAAUCAGCGUUGCGGCGUCGAGGCGGCCAAGCCAUCACCAUGGCCCUCGAAGCGAUUGCCACGUGCGACAAGUGCAAUUCACGCCCGCCAGAGGCAUGGAAAGUCGUGGCCCCUACACUCGCUCAAUUCGAGCAAAUUGUCGGCGCAGUUGUAUACAGCCGCGCCGGCGACGAUGAUCCGGCGUCGGCAUCUAUUCCGGUUCUGCAACACCUCGCGGGUCCCGGUGACAAUUCUAGGUCGCCUUGUUUGACUGUGUAUUUCUAUCCUACCGCCAAACCAGGCUUUGCCGUGCCCUCCCAUCCCAACUUCCGCUACAACGCCGAGUCGCUCUCGCACACGCGAAAUCUCACGUUUCUCAAGCCCCUCAUGAACGGGCCCUACUUUGACCUUGAAAAAAUAUGGGACGAGCACACGUAUUAUGAGUUUGCGGACCGGUCGGUAGAACAUACGAUGAGUACCAUGGUUGCCGAGCCAUAUGUGAACCACGUUCCUACCUUGACGGGCGGCAUUGGACGCGAGCGCCUCACAGAGUUUUACCGCAACAACUUCAUCUUUUGCAACUCUGCCAACACACACCUGGAGCUUACGAGUCGCACGGUAGGACUAGACCGCGUCAUUGACGAGUUUAUAUUCAAGACGACGCACGACCAACAAGUCGACUGGCUGCUUCCGGGCGUUCCGCCAACCGGGCGGGAGCUCGAGAUCCCCUUUACGGCCGUUGUGAAUAUCCGCGGCGACAGGCUCUACCACGAGCAUGUUUCUUGGGACCAGGGCACGGCGCUGAGGCAACUAGGUUUGAUGCCGGAGUAUUUGCCGUUUCCGUAUGCGCUCCCGGAUGGGAGGGGGCCGGCUGCCGGCAAGAGGUUUGAGUACAAGGUGCCUGUGCUUGGGGUGGAAACGGCGAAUAAGAUGCGGGAUAAGAAUUCUGUAGAGUCGAAUGGAUUAUUUGGAGGGGAGGUACGGGAGGUUUCGAUUUAG